Molecule: messenger RNA, 246 nt
Organism: Talpa occidentalis (Iberian mole)
Lineage: Eukaryota; Metazoa; Chordata; Mammalia; Eulipotyphla; Talpidae
Product: protein WFDC10B
Exons: 2
Coding region: 1-246 (81 amino acids)
Cellular component (GO): extracellular region
Molecular function (GO): peptidase inhibitor activity
Source: RefSeq, a predicted model, not a curated record
AUGGCCAGCCGGACGCUGCCCAUCCUGCUUCUCUGCCUGCUGCUGCUGCAGACCCAGGGACACUUCUGGAGAAGGAAAACCCAAGCAAGGCCCCAGGGAUCGAAGCCAAACUACGCAAAGGCCUGUGAGGUGCGACCCAGCCCAUAUCUUUGCACACACCGCUGUUCGUAUUUCCUGGAGUGUACAAAAGCGAACACCGUGUGCUGCUCGACCUUCUGUGGGAACGUGUGUAUGAAUGUCCUGUGA